This is a messenger RNA of Trichoplax adhaerens, 651 nucleotides long. RefSeq lists its product as uncharacterized. Bases 1 to 651 code for a protein of 216 amino acids. The record is from RefSeq and is a predicted model, not a curated record. The transcript is spliced from 7 exons. NCBI's taxonomy places the organism in Eukaryota, Metazoa, Placozoa, Uniplacotomia, Trichoplacea, Trichoplacidae. Gene Ontology annotation, cellular component: Golgi apparatus; endoplasmic reticulum. Gene Ontology annotation, biological process: peptidyl-L-cysteine S-palmitoylation; protein targeting to membrane. Gene Ontology annotation, molecular function: protein-cysteine S-palmitoyltransferase activity.
AUGGAUGAUAUUCACAAAUGGCGAUUUAAUAGCGAGAGGACCGGGAUAACAUGGCUAAUACUAGAUUUGCUCGCUUGGACUUUAUCUUUCUACACGUGUUUUCAUUUAAUAUUGUUGACUUUUUAUGCGCACAGAAGUUUUGUCAUCUUUGGAUAUGCCUUAGUUAUGCUUUUAUUGUUAUUAUCGUUGAUACAUGUCUCACUGUCGGAUCCGGGCUGUCUACCACCGCCAACUACUGAUGAAAUUGCGGCUGACCCAAAGACGUUAGCAUUCGAUUACUGCCAGUUGUGCAAGGUGAGAAAACCGCUAAGGAGUCAUCACUGCAGGGCGUGUAAGCGUUGCUUUCGUAAGCUGGAUCAUCAUUGCAAAUUGUUAUAUUAUAUAGAUCCGAAUCAAUGCACCAAUUGUGGCUAUAUGUCGAAGAAUAACUGGAUUGUUUAUCUCGUUACCGCCCUAUCGGGAGCAGUUUGGCUAUUUACCAGCAUGUUAUUACUCAAUCAAACAUUUAAUCUGAUGUUGAACAAGACUACAGCAGAAAGGAUUAAAGCUCGCCGAGCGGGCAAAGGAGGCCACAACAAUUAUUAUUCCUCCAGGUUCUCUCGAAUCACGAAGACUACAUUAUUAACAGUGUUAUUACUUACGGUUGCGUAA